Messenger RNA from Protopterus annectens (West African lungfish), 1159 nucleotides. RefSeq names its product developing brain homeobox 1 (gene DBX1). The record is from RefSeq and is a predicted model, not a curated record. Bases 81 to 1076 code for a protein of 331 amino acids. Gene Ontology annotation, molecular function: DNA-binding transcription factor activity, RNA polymerase II-specific; DNA binding. Gene Ontology annotation, biological process: regulation of transcription by RNA polymerase II; cell differentiation in spinal cord. The transcript has 4 exons. Lineage: Eukaryota; Metazoa; Chordata; Ceratodontiformes; Protopteridae.
GAUGUUUCCUGAAACUAAAGCAAGAUAUUUCCAAGAGUGCAUUUAGUGGAGUUGUGCCGCAGACCUGCUAGGGCUUUGCCAUGAUGUUCCCCAGUGUGAUCGCUCCACCAGCCAUUUACCCAAGCUUGCUGCAGCCAACACCGGCCCUAACGUUGCCCCACACGCUGCAGUCGGCUUUCUCUACCCAUUCCAAUUUCUUGAUAGACGAUCUUCUCAAGAUGAGCCGACCUAGCAGCUACUUGUCAAGGACGCUACAGAUUUCACCUUCCAGUUUGGGACACCCUGCCCCAGGCACCAUGACCGACUCACUGCCCUCAUUACCUACUGAACCCACAGGCGCAGUAUUGUCUGGGACCAGGAGGAGCUGCUCCCCACAGACACCCGUCACUUCCAGCAACGAGCCGCACCUCCUCAAGUUUGGGGUGCAGGCAAUACUCUCCUCCACCUCUAGGACAGAGUCGCCCCCCACGCCACUGCCAAGUGUUGCCACAAAGGCUUUCUCGCUUCCAUACUUCGAGGGCACUUUCCAGCCAUUCAUCCGGACCUCUUAUUUUCCAGGUUCUUCUUCUUCAGUGAUACCUAUUCCAGGUACCUUCUCAUGGCCCCUGGCUGCUAGAGGGAAGCCUAGAAGAGGAAUGCUUCGUCGAGCAGUAUUCUCUGAUGUGCAGCGCAAAGCCCUGGAAAAGAUGUUUCAGAAACAGAAGUACAUAAGUAAACCAGACAGGAAAAAGCUGGCAAAUAAAUUAGGACUAAAAGACUCACAGGUAAAAAUAUGGUUCCAGAACAGAAGAAUGAAAUGGAGAAAUUCUAAAGAAAGAGAACUCUUAUCUUCUGGGGGUUCUCGAGAGCAGACCUUGCCUACUAAAUUUAACCCCUACCCUGAUCUCAGUGAUGUGGGCAAGAAAUCCCUGUCUGAGGAAGAGGAGUCCUUAUACAGAUGCAGCCCCCAGUCUCAAAUUUAUCACUCUCCAGUGCACAGCUUCAUAGAUAGUACAGAAACACACCUCACAUCUCCAUCCAACUCCAGCAAGCAUUCUGACUUCUCAGAAUCAGAAGAAGAAAUAAAAGUAUUAUAAAUACUUUAAUAUGAAACUGUCUAAAGAGACUUUAAGAACUUUGUUCAUAAAUACCGAGAGGUGAUAUCCUUUCUCUUUGUGUG